Molecule: messenger RNA, 4875 nt
Organism: Striga asiatica
Lineage: Eukaryota; Viridiplantae; Streptophyta; Magnoliopsida; Lamiales; Orobanchaceae
Source: the annotation of a GenBank genome assembly
AUUUGUGCAUUCUUUUUCAAUUCUUACCAGCAGUCAUAUUCCCAGACAUUAAAAUAAACCAUAUUGUGGGUUUUGAAAAAAGAAAAAGAAGCAAUGCUAAUAUCUGUCCUCAAUAUUCAUAAUUCUCAUGUACAGUAGUAGCACAGCUGUAUUUCAUAUGCAUUUUUCACUUUACCUACUUUUUUCCUUUCCGUCUCUAGUUUUCUUUUAUGGUUCAAUCCUCCGACGACCGUUGUCCAGAGCAGGAGGAGCCCUCACCAAACGUCGUCGUUUGUUGUCGCCAGGGACAACGGAAAAAAAUUGUUCUUGCCGGGUCAACCCAACUUCUUCCGCCUUGUCUGACCGAGUCAACCCACCCACCAAAAUAGAUGGAAAAACAUUCAUAGCAAUUAGCAACCUUAAAAUCCGCCCAUUCUUCUGAUCUACUCUGAUCUGGUUACUAUCUUCUAAAGGGAAGCUGGGCUUGGAGCAAGGAGAGUAUAGCUACUCUCUAGAGUAGGGUUUUGGUUUUGCUUGCUUUUGGGGUGUGGAAUUGUCAGCGAGAGUUGGCUAGCGGCUCUCGAAUCCAAUCCAACUGUUUGCGAUUGUGUGUUUUGGUGGAUAAGUAGAAAAGCGAGGAACCUACUUUGAGUUUCGGCAAGAUGAUGAUCUCAAGGGGUUUAUUCGGUUGGUCGCCUCCGCAUAUCCAGCCAUUGACGCCUGUUUCCGAAGUAUCGGAGCCUCCCGAGUCGCCCUCGCCCUACAUGGACAUGGGCACAGGGGAAGCUGAGCCAGUGGAGGUGGAAGAGGAGAUCGACCCAGAGGGUGAGGAGAUGGAGCCUCCGCCAGCGGCCGUGCCCUUCUCUAGGCUAUUUGCGUGUGCGGACAAUUUCGACUGGUUUCUAAUGUUUGUGGGGUCCGUUGCAGCUGCUGCCCAUGGUACUGCCCUCGUCGUCUACUUGCAUUAUUUUGCUAAAAUUGUUCAGCUGCUUCGGUUCCACGGCUCUGACAGAUCUGACGAUCGGCUCUUCCACGAAUUCACAGAGCUCACUUUAAUCAUUGUUUACAUUGCUGUGGGAGUUUUUGUUGCGGCUUGGAUUGAGGUAUCCUGCUGGAUACUAACUGGAGAACGACAGACUGCUGUAAUAAGGUCAAGAUAUGUUGAAGUUCUACUUAAUCAAGACAUGAGCUUUUUUGAUACUUAUGGGAACAAUGGAGACAUUGUGAGCCAAGUAUUGAGUGAUGUAUUGCUCAUCCAAUCUGCCCUGAGUGAAAAAGUGGGAAACUAUAUUCACAAUAUGGCCACUUUCUUUAGCGGUCUCAUCAUUGGAUUUGUGAACUGCUGGCAGAUAGCUCUUAUUACUUUAGCCAGUGGUCCAUUAAUUGUUGCUGCAGGUGGGAUAUCAAAUAUCUUUUUGCACAGGCUCGCCGAAAAUAUUCAAGACGCGUAUGCUGAAGCCGCAAGUAUUGCGGAGCAGGCAGUUUCCUAUAUUAGAACUUUGUAUUCAUUUACCAAUGAGACGCUGGCAAAAUAUUCGUACGCGACAUCACUUCAAGCUACACUUAGAUAUGGAAUACUGAUAAGUCUUGUUCAAGGGCUUGGACUUGGUUUCACAUAUGGCCUUGCUAUCUGUUCUUGUGCCUUGCAACUAUGGGUAGGAAGGUCUCUUGUUACUCAUGGAAGAGCCCAUGGAGGAGAAAUAAUAGCAGCCCUGUUUGCUGUUAUACUGAGCGGACUUGGUCUGAAUCAAGCGGCAACGAACUUCUAUUCUUUUGAACAAGGGAGAAUUGCUGCCUACAGAUUGUUUGAGAUGAUUAGUCGGUCAUCUUCCACAGUCAACCAUGACGGGCUUACUCUUGCUUCUGUUCAAGGAAAUAUAGAGUUCCGGAAUGUAUAUUUCAGUUACCUGUCUCGCCCUGAAAUUCCGAUUUUAAGUGGUUUUUACCUCACUGUGCCGGCCAAAAAGGCUGUAGCACUUGUUGGCAGAAAUGGCUCUGGGAAAAGCAGUAUUAUUCCACUGAUGGAGAGAUUUUAUGAUCCAACCUUAGGAGAAGUCCUCUUGGAUGGUGAAAAUAUAAAAAAUCUGAAGUUGGAGUGGUUAAGGAGCCAAAUUGGCUUAGUUACCCAGGAACCUGCCUUGCUGAGUUUAAGUAUCAAAGACAAUAUUGCUUAUGGGCGGAAUGUCUCUUUAGAUCAGAUUGAAGAAGCUGCCAAAAUAGCACAUGCACAUGCAUUUAUCAGUUCUCUAGAUAAAGGAUAUGAUACAGAGGUUGGUCGGGCUUCUCUAGUGAUGACUGAGGAACAGAAAAUUAAACUUUCUGUUGCUAGGGCCGUACUGUCUAAUCCAUCUAUUCUGCUUCUGGAUGAAGUCACGGGUGGACUUGAUUUUGAAGCUGAAAGAUCAGUUCAGGAGGCUUUAGAUGUUCUCAUGUUGGGGAGAUCAACAAUAAUCAUUGCUAGACGGCUAAGUCUAAUUAAAAAUGCUGAUUAUAUUGCUGUGAUGGAGGAAGGUCAACUUGUUGAAAUGGGUACACAUGAGGAAUUGAUGAGCUUAGAUGGCCUUUAUGCCGAGCUUCUCAAAUGUGAAGAGGCGACAAAACUUCCUCGAAGGAUGCCAAUGAGGACCUACAAAGAAACUGCCGCGUUUCAGAUUGAAAAGGAUUCGAGUGCAAGCAGUAUUUUUCAAGAACCAUCAUCCCCUAAAAUGGCCAAGUCACCAUCUCUCCAGAGAGUUGCUGGCCACCACAUGUUUCGGCCUGCUGAUAUUACAUAUAGCUCACAGGAGUCCCCCCAAAUUCUUAGCCCACCCCCAGAAGAAAUGAUUGAAAAUGGUUCGACAGAUAAAGAACCAACGAUAAAGAGGCAGGAUAGUUUUGAGAUGCGACUACCUGAAUUACCCAAGAUUGACGUUCACUCCGCACAGCGACAAACAAAUGCUUCAGAUCCCGAGUCUCCUAUUUCCCCACUUUUGACAUCGGAUCCCAAAAACGAGCGUUCUCAUUCACAAACAUUUAGCCGACCACUUAGACAAUUUGAUAAUGUUCCUACUACUGUGAAAGAAGCGAAGGGGACCUCUUCUCUGGGGGAGCCAUCCUUCUGGAGGCUUGUGGAGCUUAGCCUUGCUGAGUGGCUCUAUGCUGUUUUAGGGAGCACUGGUGCUGCCAUCUUCGGCUCGUUCAAUCCUGUUCUUGCUUAUGUUAUUGCACUCAUCGUUACAGCAUACUACAGAACAGAUGAGAGACAUCACGUACGGCAGGAGAUAGACAGGUGGUGCUUAAUCAUUGCUGGCAUGGGAAUUGUAACUGUAAUUGCCAACUUUUUGCAGCACUUUUACUUUGGUAUAAUGGGGGAGAAAAUGACCGAACGCGUUCGAAGAAUGAUGUUCUCUGCAAUGCUUCGGAAUGAAGUUGGGUGGUUCGAUGAAGAAGAGAACAGUGCGGAUAACCUGUCCAUGCGACUGGCUAAUGAUGCUACUUUUGUGAGAGCUUCUUUCAGCAAUCGACUUUCAAUAUUCAUACAAGAUAGUGCCGCUGUUGUAGUUGCUGUUCUCAUUGGAAUGUUUUUGGAGUGGCGGUUGGCACUUGUGGCCUUAGCUACUCUGCCUGUUCUUAUAGUUUCUGCUAUAGCACAGAAAUUGUGGCUUGCUGGAUUUUCAAAGGGCAUCCAGGAGAUGCAUAGGAAGGCUUCUUUGGUCUUGGAGGAUGCCGUUAGAAAUAUUUAUACCGUUGUAGCAUUUUGCGCCGGAAACAAAGUAAUGGAGCUCUACAGAGUUCAACUUCGGAGAAUAUUCACAAAAAGCUUUCUCCAAGGAAUGGCUAUCGGUUUUGCAUUUGGCUUUUCUCAGUUCCUUCUUUUUGCCUGCAACGCUCUUCUCCUUUGGUACACUGCUCUCUCUGUGAAGAACGGUUACAUGAGUUUGGCCACAGCACUAAAAGAGUACAUGGUAUUCUCUUUCGCAACAUUCGCAUUGGUCGAACCUUUCGGUUUGGCUCCAUACAUUCUUAAAAGAAGGAAAUCCUUAAAAUCCGUCUUCGAGAUUAUCGACCGAGCCCCUAAAAUCGACCCCGACGACAAUUCAGCCUUGAAACCCGCAAACGUUUAUGGAAGCAUCGAAUUGAAAAACGUCGACUUUUGCUACCCCACUCGUCCAGAAGUCCUGAUACUUAGCAAUUUUAGUCUCAAAGUCAACGGUGGUCAAACUGUGGCUGUAGUUGGUGUUUCAGGUUCCGGAAAAAGCACAAUUAUAUCUCUAAUCGAGAGAUUUUACGAUCCGGUUGCCGGUCAGAUACUACUCGACGGUCGAGAUUUGAAAUCUUACAACUUGAGAUGGUUGAGAAAUCACUUGGGUCUCGUUCAGCAGGAACCCAUCAUAUUUGCAACGACCAUAAGAGAAAAUAUCAUAUACGCAAGGCACAAUGCAAGUGAAGCCGAGAUGAAAGAAGCUGCGCGAAUAGCAAACGCUCAUCAUUUCAUAAGCAGUUUGCCUCACGGUUACGACACUCAUGUCGGGAUGAGGGGUGUCGAUUUAACGCCCGGACAAAAGCAAAGGAUUGCUAUUGCUCGAGUUAUUUUAAAAAACGCGCCUAUUUUGCUUUUGGAUGAAGCCAGCUCGUCGAUUGAAUCUGAAUCUAGCAGGGUCGUGCAGGAAGCUCUGGAUACUCUUGUAAUGGGGAAUAAGACCACAAUUCUUAUCGCGCAUCGAGCGGCUAUGAUGAGACACGUUGAUAAUAUAGUUGUUCUUAACGGUGGUCGAAUUGUAGAAGAAGGGACCCACGACACGCUAAUGGCGAAGAAUAGUUUGUACGUUCGUCUAAUGCAACCGCACUUUGGUAAAGGGAUGAGGCAGCGUAGGCUCAUUUAAGAUUGAGCUCCAUUUUUUUUUUUUUUUUUUUUUU